Prorocentrum cordatum is the source of this 558-nucleotide messenger RNA. The record is from the annotation of a GenBank genome assembly. NCBI's taxonomy places the organism in Eukaryota, Dinophyceae, Prorocentrales, Prorocentraceae.
UGUCGUCAGCUACAGCGCUGGGAUCAGCGCGUGCGGGAAGAGCGAACAGUGGCACCUGGCGUUGGCGUUGCUUUGCGAGAUCGGGGAGACGAAGCUGGAGCCCAACGUCAUCAGUUUUAGCGCUGGGAUCAGCGCGUGCGAGAAGGGCGAGCAGUGGCAGCCGGCUCUGGCGCUUCUCAGCGAGAUGUGGGAGACGAAGCUGGCGCCCGACUCAGCUACAAUGCUGGGAUCAGCGCGUGCGAGAAGGGCGAGCAGUGGCCGCGUGGGCCCGGGAACAUCCUGGCGGAGUACUGGCGCCCAGUCACAGUGGAGCACCGGGGCGCCCCGCUCACAGCCCGACGCUACAGCGCUGGGAUCAGCGCGUUCGAGAAGGGCGAGCAGUGGCAGCCAGUUCUGGCGCUGCUGAGCGAGAUGCGGGAGGCGAAGCUGGAGCCCAACGUCACUUCAGCUACAGCGCUGGGAUCAGCGCGUGCGAGAAGGGCGAGCAGUGGCAGUCGGCGCUGGCACUGCUGAGCGAGAUGCGCGAUGCGAAGCUGGAGCCCGACGUCAUCAGCUUCA